AUGAAGCAUUUCAGAAAGAAGUCGAACUUGAGUAACGGUGAAACGGACUCACCAGAUGGCAAGCGUCAAUCUAGAGUGGAAGUCUCCAAAGAGGAUAUGGCCAGACUAAAGGUCCGUACUGCCUCUGUCCACGAUCCUAUCCUAGAUGCUGUCAACGAAGCACAACCUUUCGAGCAAGCUGCCGAUACAUUCCAUGAUAAUAUGAAUAGACAGUCCUAUUUCUCCAAUGACGGUACUAAUGUCCUUCGUGAUGUUUUUGGUCAGCCUAUUCAACAACCAGAUAUCUCGAAUCCAACAAGAGCUAGAGACGAAAGACCCCUAGAUACCAUUAGAAGUUUCGAAUAUGCUGUUUCCGGGGAUCCAGUAUGGGCACAACAACUAGAAACUCCACAAUAUGGGUUCAGAGUAAGACCCGACUUCCCAUCUUUUGGCUCCACUAACCCAUAUGGGAUGCAAGAUGGAGGAAACGGGAUGGCUGGCCAAUCAAACCAAAUGUAUGGUGAACAAGGGGUGUACCAAGCUCCAGUGGCACACACUACCGAUGAGAAAAAGAAGAAGAAAAAGAGAAAUUUCUUCGGUAGAAAGAAGAAGAAGAACGCUGACUGA
Naumovozyma castellii is the source of this 606-nucleotide messenger RNA. It is a transcript of the gene GSR1, whose product is annotated as Gsr1p. Lineage: Eukaryota; Fungi; Ascomycota; Saccharomycetes; Saccharomycetales; Saccharomycetaceae. The transcript has a single exon. The record is from RefSeq and is a predicted model, not a curated record. The coding region runs from base 1 to 606 and encodes 201 amino acids.